GUUUGAUCAAGUUCUUUGGGAAUAUGGGACACACCCAGCCCCGCAGGAUGGUUGAGGAGUAUGGCUCUGUCAUGGUGAUGAUCCUCCGACUUGCAGCUGGAACACUGGACCUUGGAGACCCCACAUUUCAGCUGGUGGCCAUGGAGACAGUGGUGCACAUUGGCAGUUCUCCAGAAGGGAUACUUGCUCUGGCAAAGUUCAAGACUGAAAUGGAAGAGGUACUAGAUGUCAUUGGGACCAAGAUGCGAACAGCUCCUACAGAACAGCGAGUUAGGAUCCUAGAAGCACUGGCGCAGCUCUUUACUGUGGAGCAGGAGGAUCAGUCAGAAGAAGUGGUGGGUACGUUGGAGCUCUGGUGGCCAGGUGUGGCAGGAGUCAACUUGGAGAAACUAAUGGCAGUGGCACGGCAGCCAUUUGCCGACCUACACUGUGCAGCUCUUAAGGUUCUCAAGGCUUUGGCUUACCUGGACUGGGGGCAGAAACUCAUCCGUUCAGAACCAGGACUUGUGGAGUACAUCUUGAACCGAGCAACAGAAAAUGAGAGCACAGGCAAGGUAAUGAAGUGGGACAUAGUGAAGACCCUUGUUCUCUCCGGCACAGCCCCUUCCAUCUUUGAUGAGUUCCAGAUGGAGCAACUGAAUAAGUAUUACCACCAGGGAGUGUUCUAUGUGGAGACACAAGUGGAGGUGGCCAUGGAAGGGGAGAACUGAUGUGUCUUAAGGGUAUGCUAUGGUGCCAGAGAAGGGGACACUUACAAAAUUGUGAUCAGAGUUCCUUGUGUAUGCAUUAGAGGGAUUCUACAUAUGACAGCACAUUGGGUUUUCUCACCAUUUUUUAUGUGUUCAUUCUUCCCCCUUCUUUGUGUCUCAUUAUACAUCUGGCUUCAUUUUAUAAAUAUAUAUUUUGGUCAUUUAUGUAAAUAUAAAAUCAAAGUUGUUUUCUCCAAAUGAUGAGAGUGAUUUACCAAACCUACAUGUAACAAAGACUAGACAUGUUCCUUCUUCUUCUUUAUUUUCUUCUCAUCUUCAUAUCAGUUGAAAUAAGAAAUGAUUUGGCUCAUUCAGGAUUUUCAUUCCUAGUGGGUGAUUGCUUUUAUUUUUUCUUUGUUUCUCUCUCUCACUUCUCUUUAUAUGUAAAGUGUUCAUGAACCAGCAAGUCAUCAAGUGAUUUUUUAUGACUGAUGAUUUUUCUUCUAAGCGAUUGAGAAGAACAUAAAACCAAGUUUAAAAAAUAAAGAUAAGGAAGCGUGGCCUUUUUUGUAAUUAAUUAAUAAUCCCAUCUGAAAGAAUUUUAUACAUAAGGAUUGGUAGGUAAGAAUUAGUAUUGUUUGUAAAUAGUUCAUGAUAGAUUAUAAUACCAAAGGCGUAUUAAACUUGCAACUAUAUUUUUACCAAAUUAGUGAUGAAAAUGUACCAGCAGGAAGAGAAAACAUUUAGCUAGCUAAGUGAACCCAGACUUUGUUUAAAGAUAAUGCAAUCUAAAAAGAUGGACAUGAAGAAACAGGUGAAAUUGUUGUGGAAUAUAAUACCAAAGGAGUGUUGUCUUCUAGCUGUAAUUUCUAACUAAAAUUAUCAGUAAUUUGUUUUUAUUAAGUGGAAAGGAGACUUCCAGAAUCUCAGGAUCUACUUCUGUAAACCAUAUUGUUCACUCACUAUGUGAUGAGAGUAACAAUAAAACAGUCAAGUUGAAAUAAGUUUUUUUGUUGUAGAUUAUAAUAGGUUGAUCUAACCAGUGAAAAAUUUGUAAAUUCUCAAGAAGACAAGCAGUUUUGUUAUUGAUAAACAGUAGAAUGUUUAUGGAUAUGUUUACGAAUUCAGCUUCUGUAAUAUCGUCUGGUGAAGAGCAAACUUCAAUUGCUCAUCUAUACAUAUUUGUAUAGGUAACUAAUUUCAUGGUGAAGCACAUUUAGUGAAAGGAUUCUGUGAUAAGAAUAAUGUAGUCAUCUGAUUUUUAUAAUAAAAGUUUGAGGCUGUA
Molecule: messenger RNA, 1974 nt
Organism: Penaeus chinensis
Lineage: Eukaryota; Metazoa; Arthropoda; Malacostraca; Decapoda; Penaeidae
Product: 26S proteasome non-ATPase regulatory subunit 5-like
Biological process (GO): proteasome assembly
Cellular component (GO): cytosol
Source: RefSeq, a predicted model, not a curated record